AUAGUAAUCCUACUACCCGAAAGUCUUCGAGUUUUACCAAAUAUUCUCAAAAACGUUUAAAAAUGCCUGACGUGGAAGCAAGAAUGGAGACCAUGCUCUUCAAUUACCAGACUACAUACAAAACGGACUAUCGAAGGGGGGAAAUAAUCCCCCAUGUUCCCACUGUUUAUAAAGAAAAGCCGACAUGCUUAAGAAUGAGGCCCCCGCCUCUCAAGGACGUGCAUACACUGACAGCUUGGAGAAAGAAUGCUAUACCGUUCAGCUUGAUGCAUCAUCCGAAGCCUAUUAUUAGGACGGACCCGAAUAAAGUGCCGGAAUCUUUUGUGGCACCCAUCGACACGGAAAAAGAGAAAGUUAUCAGGACCCGUCCCCGCGUGGUCAUGUCUCCGGCAGUCGCCCUGGAUGAUCUAGACCCUGAGACACGCAAGAUUCUCUGCGAGUCAAUGUAUACUAGUAACACGACCAGAGCCUCGAGGGAAGCGAUAGCUAAUUAUUUUACUGUGAAGGCGCCCAUGCCAAGCCUGCCUGCGCCCGCUAACCCGAUAACGCUUCCAUCACUAGAGUUCCCCUACGUAUCUCCAGAAUGGAGGAUGGAGACCGUCCAGUGGGAUAGAAAACAAUUGAGAGGCUAUUGUGAUCCAACCAAGGAGUUCUGGCUCGCGGAAAAAUUGCCGCCUUGCAAAGCGUGCGAAGAGACGGAGAUUGUGAGGGCAGACAGGGAUAUGCGUUACAAAAUGAAGACUGGAAGGUUUUGAUAAAUAUCCUAGGGUAGAUGAGGAAAUAUAACAUUUAUCUAUUUGAAUGACGAUGAAAAACGUUGUAGGUCGUUUCGAUGCGUUGAACAUACGAAUUGCGUAGGUAUCCUAAACUUUUUCUUCAUUUUAAUGACGAAUGAAUUCGAAUAGGAAAUAUUUAAUUUUAAUGGUUACAAAUACCUAUUUAUUUAAUUACGUUUUUCGAACUAGAAUUAAUUUGAUAUAAUUUAGAUGAAAGUCAAACAUUAUUUUAGAUAGCUUUAUGGGAAUUGUGUCGCUUUAUUUUUAAUUUAAUUAAUUUUAGAUCUUUAGUUUUAUUUGUAGCUGCCUACCUACAUCUCGUUCGUAAUAAAAUAUUUAGAAUUAUA
This is a messenger RNA of Helicoverpa armigera (cotton bollworm), 1123 nucleotides long. RefSeq lists its product as uncharacterized. Lineage: Eukaryota; Metazoa; Arthropoda; Insecta; Lepidoptera; Noctuidae. The transcript is spliced from 4 exons. The record is from RefSeq and is a predicted model, not a curated record. The coding region runs from base 63 to 755 and encodes 230 amino acids.